Molecule: messenger RNA, 1562 nt
Organism: Ectocarpus siliculosus
Lineage: Eukaryota; Phaeophyceae; Ectocarpales; Ectocarpaceae
Source: the annotation of a GenBank genome assembly
GUUGUGUUUGGGCACGACACACGUCGAGCUCUGUGCUCUGCUGUUUAGCUGAGGCCAUAGAGAACCAUGCGGUGCUUCUCUAGCGCAUCCUUGCUGGUUGUGAGCGCGACGUGCUGCCAUGGCUUCGUUUCUCCUGGAGCUGUGGUGGCGAAGCAAGCUAGUUCUCGGGGAAGGGUGCAGGCUGUGACGAUGGCAGCUGAGUCCUCGGGACCGACCAGCCGAGGGCAGGCAAUCGCAGCUGCUGCUGCCGGUUUGCUAGCGACUGUUGGCGGCGUUUCAGCGGCGGGGGCGGGGACGACGGUUCCCGAGUCGCUGCCGGCGUGCCCCACGGAGGGGAACUGCGUUAGCUCCACCUCGUUCAAGUUGGUAAUGCAAGGACGAUACAUGGCGCCUUGGUCCUACACGGGCGACAGCAAGGAUGCUUCCGUUGCGUUCGCUAAACUGCUCAAGGCGGUGGAGAACGACCCCCAGCUGAAGUUGGUUGACCAGGACGCCGACGCAUUGUACAUAUCAGCGAUGGCCAAGUCGGCCGUUCCUCCGGAUGGGUUCGACAAGGUCGAGUUCCUCUUCAAGCCGUCGGAUGGUUUGGUGUCGUUUCGAUCCAAGAGCCUGAAGAACGUGUACGCCGGGCCGGUCAUUGUUGGAGACGGUAACUCCAACCGGAACAGGUUGGAAGCACUCCGGAAGAAGCUGGGAUGGCCCGAAGAGGGCAUCGACAACUACAUGCGAGAUCAGGGGAUCGACAGCGGGACAUCUCGUGCUAAGGGUUACCUCAGCGAGUUCGGGUGGAGGAAGGUAGAGAGCCAGUCCUACGGCGAGGAGGACGAGUAUUGACACCGAUAUGUCGAUUCUCGGUUGGGUUUAGUUCUACCCUUGAUCGUUCAUUCAUAAUACUUUUGUUUCGUCUGUAUUUUUUAAGGCCGUUGGGGGUGUUAGUGUCUAUCCGCGCUGUCCCUGCCGUGACGGACAGCAGUUCGUUGUUGCCUAAUAGACUGUUGGUUGCUUCUGAGAGACUGCUGUAUUUUUGGCAGGCGGUACAGUACCUUCUCUUCUCCUGCCCUUGAGGCGAGGUUGAAAUGCCUGGCUUGGGUUCGGUUUAGCCUAGCUGAUGUUGGAAGCUUCGUUGUGCUUGUCAGUGAAAGUUUACUUCAGGCGAAAGAGGCACAGAUGAUCAAGUCCUUUCAAUUGGAUGUGCUGAACGUGAAGUACACAUGCAAGCAACAGGUUCAAUAGUGCACCUUUGUGGCACGAGGGUUGUUUGUGGAGAUGUUUUUCACGUACUCCUUGGUUCCGGCAGAGUUGCAGUUCCUAGAAAACCUCGUCUAUAUUCGAGCGAUCGUCCGCGCACACCUCAGAAGUCUAUAGAACGACGAGUGAUGGAAGUGAUACAGAUCUGGCUGAUCCAUCCUGAUUCCGUUCGUGUCGCUACAAAGACUGUAGGGCGGAAGAGGGGUAAAAGUUCGGGGAGGAAUGUUAAUGUUUACAACCACAGCAGUAGUCCCAUGACUUGUUUAGCAUGUCGGAACUAAGAGGUCAUUGUCACUAAGUUGGUUUCCUACAUG